This is a messenger RNA of Aspergillus terreus NIH2624, 2076 nucleotides long. Its product is annotated as nuclear export protein Noc3. The coding region runs from base 1 to 2076 and encodes 691 amino acids. Gene Ontology annotation, molecular function: chromatin binding. Lineage: Eukaryota; Fungi; Ascomycota; Eurotiomycetes; Eurotiales; Aspergillaceae. Gene Ontology annotation, biological process: DNA replication initiation. The record is from RefSeq and is a predicted model, not a curated record. Gene Ontology annotation, cellular component: nucleolus. The transcript has a single exon.
AUGGCUCCCGGACGGACAGUCAAGCGGAGGCGCGUGAGUCCUCCCGGCGAUGAGGAGCAUGUCUCCUCGCGGCCUUCCCAGAACGAUUUCUACAAUCAAGCCGCCGAAUGGGAUCUCGAACAAGACUACGAGCGGCGUCCCCGCAAGAUGAACAAGAAGGAUAAGGAGCGCACUCGCCUGCCCAUCAAGACCUCCGAGGGCUUCCAGAAUGUGGACGAACCCGAGCCCGAGGCGGACGACGAAUCGGAUAGUUUUCUUGGGACCGACGACGACGAAGACGAGGACGGCGAAGGCGACGAUAACGAGGCAGAAGUCGAGGCAGAGAAGGCCCCCAAAAUCCCAUUGAAACAGCAGAUCAUCCAGACAAAGGAAGAACUCGCGCGACUGGCCACGCUCAUCAACGAAGACCCCGAGGAAAACCUCUCCUGUUUCAAAUCCAUGGCGCAGAUGGUGCAGAGCGCCAACCACGUCGCCAUCCAGAAACUCGCCCUCGCCGCGCAGGCCGCCGUCUACAAGGACGUCAUCCCCGGCUACCGUAUCCGCCCGCUCAGCGACGAAGACAUGUCCGCCAAGCUGUCCAAGGAAGUGCGCAAGCUGCGCACUUACGAGCAGACCCUCCUGUCCGGAUACAAACACUACGUCGAGAAGCUGGUCGAGCUGACCAAGCCGUCGAAGAAUAAGGAGAACGAGGUAGACCCCGGGCUGAAGAGCAUCGCCACCAACUGCGCGUGCAACCUGCUCCUCUCCGUACCGCACUUCAACUUCCGCCACGAGCUGCUCAAGAUCCUCGUCAACCGGCUCGCCCGACGCCAGGUCGAUGCCGACUUUAUCAAGUGCCGCGAGACCAUGGAGACCAUCUUUAGGCGCGACGACGACGGCAUCGUCUCCCUCGAGGCCGUCCGCCUCCUGUCCAAGAUGAUGAAGGCGAAGGAGUUCCGCAUCCACGACACCGUCCUCGACACCUUCCUCCACCUCCGGCUGCUCUCCGAGUUCUCCAUGAAGGGCUCCCGCGACCGCAUCGACCGCGAGGAGCCUGAGCCGCCCGUGCGCGGCAAGAAGAAGCAGAAGAAGGAGUUCCGCACCAAGCGCGAGCGCAAGGUCGAGAAGGAGCGCAAGGCCGUUGAGAAGGACAUGAAGGAAGCGGACGCGCUGGUGUCCCACGAGGAGCGCGACAAGAACCAGGCCGAGACGCUCAAGCUCGUCUUCGGCGUCUACUUCCGCAUCCUGAAACUGCGCAUCCCGGCCCUCAUGGGCCCCGUCCUCGAAGGCCUGGCCAAAUACGCCCAUCUCAUCAACCAGGAUUUCUUCGGCGACCUGCUCGAAGCCAUGAAGGACCUGAUCGGCCACGCGGAACGGGCCGAAUUCGGCGACGCCGCGGACGAUGACGCCGCGGAGAACCCCGACGACGAGGAGGAACAGGUGUCGGACGCGACAGUGCGCGAUGCUCAGCGCGAGGCGCUCCUCUGCACGGUCACCGCCUUCGCCCUCCUCGAGGGCCAAGACGCCAGCAAGGCCGCCGCCACGCUGCACCUCGACCUGAGCUUCUUCAUCCAGCACCUCUACCGCUCGUUAUACUCGCACGCGCUGAACCCGGACGUGGAAUACAAUCCCAGCAAAUCGCUGCGGCUGCCGGAUCCCAACGCCUCCGACGCCAUGGCCGACCGCAUGGCCGCCCGCCGUAAGGUGAACUUUCAGACUCCGACGGUACUCCUGCUGCGGUGUCUGCAGUCGACGCUCCUCUCGCGCGCGCACGGUCUUCCGCCGCCCGUGCGCGUCGGCAGCUUCGCCAGGCGGCUGAUGACGACGUCGCUGCAGGUGCCGGAGAAGUCCGCCAUCGCGACGCUGUCGCUGCUGAGCCAGGUGGCCAAGUUCCAUGCGCGUCGGAUCGCUCCGCUGUGGCAUAGCGAGGAGCGCAAGGGUGACGGCGUGUUCAAUCCGUUUGCGAUGGAGAUCGACACGACGAAUGUGUUUGCGGGGACGGUCUGGGAGGGGGAGUUGCUGCGGCAGCAUUACUGUCCGCAGGUGCGCGAGGCCGUGUUGGAUAUCGAGAAGAUGAUGAUGUCGACGAGUAAUUAG